Molecule: messenger RNA, 5504 nt
Organism: Seriola dumerili (greater amberjack)
Lineage: Eukaryota; Metazoa; Chordata; Actinopteri; Carangiformes; Carangidae
Gene: inpp5jb
Product: phosphatidylinositol 4,5-bisphosphate 5-phosphatase A-like
Exons: 13
Coding region: 480-2624 (714 amino acids)
Biological process (GO): negative regulation of peptidyl-serine phosphorylation; phosphatidylinositol dephosphorylation
Cellular component (GO): cytoplasm; ruffle; plasma membrane
Molecular function (GO): phosphatidylinositol-4,5-bisphosphate 5-phosphatase activity; phosphatidylinositol-3,4,5-trisphosphate 5-phosphatase activity
Source: RefSeq, a predicted model, not a curated record
GUGGCUGCUCGUUUACGGAAGCGCUGUCGGUCGUUUUGUUUAAUUUGAAGGGCACGACGGGGGGGAGGUACAGGACACAGGCGCGUGUGUGGAAGCUGCUGCAGCCUGUGUCUUUAAAGGCAGGAGGAGACAUUUGUGUCUCUGAGAGAUGUAGCCUGCCUGGCAAAUCUGUCGCCAGCGUAGCUCUAAACCCCACCUGCUCCUCCUCUCUGUCAUCUCCCCGCUGAGGAAGGAAGGAAAGAAGGAAGGAAGGAAGGAAAGGAGGAAGGGGGGAAGGCGCUGGGAUGCCGAUGGUUUCAUCUGGGAGGCGACUGGGAAGGAAAGUUCAGCGUGUUUUCAGUUAACGUUUUACGCGAUUCUUGUAUCUUCCACCGAAGCUCCGGACUGACCGACCUCUACCUCUGCAGAAACGGUUCACUCAAGAUCGAUCAGCUGUUGAAAUCCUCAGCACACACGAACCACAACAGAAAUAUUAAGAAAUGGACCAAGAUAAUCAGAGCCAAAGUCAGACACGAGAAGACAACCCAAAUGGAGCAGCAGAAGCUUUAACAACAACUCCAGCUCCAGCAUCAAAUUCAGCGGCUCCAGCCGCAGAUCCCACUACCAGCCAGCCUCCAGGUCCUGUCCGGCCUCGACGGCCCCAGAGAAGCGCCAGGGUAGAGGGUUCUGUAGACAUCUCCGAACCUAAAGCUGAGCCCAAAGCUGAACCCAUUUCAGAGGCUAACCAGGAUGAGAGCAUUCCUGAUGGCACCGCAGCAAGUCGUCCCAAACCCUCCGGCCCUGCAGCAGUCAAACCCUUCGGAGACCGCACCGGGCCCAGCGUUAAGGCUCGUCCUAAAGGUCCAGGACACCAGCCAGUUAGAGCUGCCUCAGUCCCCCACCCCCCUGCUAGUAGGCCUGUGCCUCCUCACCUGAACCCUCAUGCACAGAGGGCCCUCUCUGUAGCAGGCACAGCUGACACUCAGGCCCAGACUGUGGAAGACUUCAGGGUGCACAUCAUCACUUGGAACGUGGGUUCGGCCACGCCACCUGAUGACAUCACCUCCUUGCUGGGGCUGAAUGUGGGUGAUGGAAACACAGACAUGUACAUUAUCGGGCUGCAGGAAGUAAACUCUAUGAUUAACAAAAGGCUGAAAGAUGUCCUCUUCACAGACCAGUGGAGCGAGGUCUGCAUGGAGAGACUCAGCCCCUUUGGUUAUGUGCUGGUGACCUCUCAGCGGAUGCAAGGAUUGUUACUGUUGGUCUUUGCCAAGUACUUCCAUCUGCCCUUCCUCCGCGGAGUCCAGACUGAGACUACCCGCACUGGCCUGGGGGGUUACUGGGGGAAUAAAGGUGGAGUGAGUGCCCGCAUGUCAGUGUUCGGUCACACCAUCUGCUUCCUCAACUGCCACCUGCCGGCUCACAUGGAAAACUCAGAGCAGCGCAUGGAGGACUUUGAGAGCAUCCUGCAGCAGCAGCAGUUUGAGGGCCAGGCUGCCACCGGGGUUCUUGACCAUGAUGUGGUGUUCUGGUUUGGGGAUCUCAAUUUCCGCAUUGAUGACCUGGAUAUGCAAGUGGUGAAAUCAGCCAUUGAUAACAACAAGUUUCCCAUGCUGUGGGAAAAAGAUCAGCUGAACAUGGCCAAAGACAGUGAGACAGUGUUAGAGGGAUUCCAAGAGGGACCACUGAAAUUCUCUCCUACCUACAAGUUUGAUGUUGGAACAAAUACAUACGACACAAGUGGAAAGAAGCGUAAACCAGCUUGGACUGAUCGGAUUCUGUGGCGCCUGAGAGCCACCGCACCUGCCGGCGCCGUACUCGGUGCAGGGAAGCGUGGCUCCAUUUCAGGGUUGACCAGCGGGACCAAAGUGACUCAGCACUGCUACCGAAGUCACAUGGAAUACACCGUCAGCGACCACAAACCGGUCUCCUCCAUCUUUACACUGCAGUUCCCGUACAAGGUGGAUAUCCCCCUGGUCACACUCAUAGUGGAGGAUGAGUGGAACAGCAUUGCUGAUGCCAUAGCAAAAUUCAAAAUGGCGCCCAACUACGCACGCAGCUCCUGGGACUGGAUCGGACUGUACAAGGUGGGUUUCAAACACCACAAGGACUAUGUGGGAUAUGUGUGGGCCAAACAAGAGGAAGCAGAUUUUCAUCGACAGGAACAUCAGGUAACAUUUACUGAGGAGGAAUUGCCCAAAGGCUCAGGGGAUUUUAUCUUGGGUUACUAUAGCAACAACAUGAGCACCCUUGUGGGUGUAACAGAGCCAUUUCAGAUCCAGCUUCCCACUUCAGGCCUUGAUAUCAGUUCUUCAGACAGCUCUGAAUUUAGCUCAGAAGAUGACAGCACUGUUGUCCUCAUGAAGACGAGGUCCCGCAGUCCCAGUCCACGUAAGGGCAAGCACCGCAAGCAUCGCAGCGGCAGCCACACCCACACCCGCACCCGCACCCACAGCCCUAGUCGCAGCCGCUCUGGCAGUCCUGCACAGGCCAAAGUGAAACAGCUCAACGUCACUGAUGAUUCUCCAUCCAGCACCUCCACAGCAGCUGGGAGCGAGUCCACAGGACGCCCAGCAGAGGGCAGCAGCAACCUGGCGUCUGCUCCUGGGGUGAAAGACAAAAACACAGAGCAUUCAGGAGUGUGAUGCACCACCAAGUCCUGCUGUUGUCACAGGUCACAUAGCCAACUGUUGUGUCUUUUAUUUGAUACAUCCACUACACUGUAUGUUUUCUGAAAUUAAAAUGUACAGUUUCUGAUGCCAUCCUUUUCAGGAACAGCCAUCUGGCUUGUCCAGGAGGCUCACUUUGCCUUGAGUUGUUUUAUUAAGCUGUGCACAUUGUAUAUUUUUUAUUUGUAAACCUUUCACUCUGUCCUGUGUUUCUUCUAUCUUUGUCCGUUCUCAGGUGUGGACAGUACAGGGAGCUGUCACCUUGCAUUAGGAAAUACUCAAGGAUUUAUGGUCAUGUAGAGUCAAAGAGUGGUUAUGUAAUACUUUUUAGAAACCAUCUUCCCGAUAUUCCAACAUUGGUUUGAAAUUCUGCACUUAGCCAGCAGUUAUGUCAGCCGACUGCAUGCAAAUGAAGGAACACGCUUUUGAGACAUGGCGUAUGACAUUCUUGACACAGACAUUGCUCACAAAUCAUUCAGUUUCCUUUAGUUGUGGAACAUGUGUCUUUUAUGAAUCAAAUCCGCUCAGACAGAAAAGGACAAUAAAGACAUAAUGAAAUUUAUUUUUGUUCCAAAACAUCCUAUGAAAGCAUCACCAGCUCUGUCAACAAUCACUCACAUUAUUAGUUUCUGUAAAUCUUCAAACAGACAUAACCGUGCAGUUUGAAUCUGUGGUAUGGCUCUGCUCUUGUGUACGUUCCCUGCUUUGGAAAUUCAACAUGAUAUAACUUGCAGGAAACAUUGGAGGGAAUGAAGUCCCUCCAGGGUGUAUAACAACAGAGCAGAGCCAACAUAGGUGGAGACUGGGGUUCAGGCAGCAGCACAGCACAUGUCAGUGUAGAGAGCAAAUGUGAGCGUAAAGGCCUUUAAAUAGACCGCCAAAUCAGUGCAGUGGGAUGUGAUGGGCAUGGGAGGUUCACUGUCAGCUGACACAGCAUAGCUGUCUCGCCAGAACCAUUUGAUUUAUUGUCGGCCAUUAACUCCGCCGCAUCAGCUACAGUGGUAACUAGAGCAAUAUGUGAACCAACGUGUGUAGCUUUUACACACAGACCUUUAUGAAUUAUUGGGCCUUAUGUAACACUUACUGUUCAAAUCAGCGAAGAGGCUAACUUACUUUUUAAACUAAUUAACCCAGAACACAGAAACCACACACUUGUUUCGAUCCCACUUUUAAUUUGCAUUCAAAUUUCAACUUUUUUUUUGUGCAUGUUUUCAACAUAGAAGCAAGACUUGUUUUUCAAUAUGGAUAUCUCCAACAAAAUGUGGGCAUGAACUCUGCUAUGUAGAGCUACUACAGGCCUUUGUAUUAUACUGUAAGUAGUAUAAUACAAAGCUGACAUGUUCCACUAUUGUACAUGAAAUGGUCCUUUACUUUACUUUUUGUAUGAUUUUGACUUUUCAGUUCACUGUUUGUGUUUUUGUUCUCUCUUGCUCAGAUCCUCCUGCACAGAUCCUGGUGAUUAGCUGACAGUGACAAUGGUCACAAUAGUUGCGUUGCAUUGUUAACCGUGUGACCUCUGAUGCACCAUCUUAGACACUUAGACAUACUUUUGGGCUGUUAGCAUAGAACAGUGUAUACUGUUGUGGCUGUAACCUCAGUGUGUAUGUCUGUUAUCAGUUUUGUGUGUAUGUGCUUUUAUGGAAGUGUGUGUUUUGGAUUCUGGAAGUGUGUGCGCGUGUGUGUAGCAAGCUGUGGCAGUGAAUGGGGUUCGACUGUGUUUGCAUGGUUUGCUGCUGGACAUACUGUACAUUCCGGUACUGUGAUUUUUGUGCUGUAAAGUGCUGUUUUUGACUCCUCUUUGUCAUAAUUGUGGCCGUGAAAAUUGUUAGACAAAUAUGGUAAGAUGGACAGAAUAAAAAUUUAACUGCAGUAUAAAUGUUAGGUGAAGAAAAUGCAGGAUAGUUAUGCUUGCAUAAAUCUGAAAUUGUCUGAAUCAUUUCAUGGUGCAUUCAUGUAUUUUCUUAAUUUUUAAAUGAAAAAUCUACUGGACCUUUGUUUAGAAUAACAUGUUUAAAAAAAAUUAAGAUUGUAUGAACCUUGUCCUGCUUUAGGUAAUUUAGAUAAGUAUGAUCAGUGCUGCAGUCCUGACCAGUGAUUAUCUAUUGUGAAAUGUUUAUGAAAAAAAGCUCUGUCUACAGAAUGUUAUUGUUUUGUAAUUAUGUGGCUAAAAUAGAGGAAUAUGUAUGUAAAGGAUAAAUAUGAAGUAUGGUAGAAAAUAUAAAAUAGGAGACAAUCUAUGCCAUAAAGAUUAUUUUACUUAAAUUAUGUAUUUAUUUUCUUAUUUAAAUGUUAAAUGAGCCUGAAUUCUGCUGGCCAGUGAGGGAGCAUUAUUUCAAUGGAAAUGUCAAAAUGAUAUUACAAAAUAUUGAUAAUUAUUUUCUUUUUGUAUUUGGAACUAUGAAGAGAGAAUCUGAUUUCUCCACUUUCCAGUUUAGUAAAUUCAGAUCAAAUAUUGCUCUUACUGUCUGAAGUGUAGAUUGUUUAGUCUACAGGUGUUUGUAUAACUGUGAAUGAAAUUGACAUAAACUACGGCAAGCGAGAUACGAUAUUAAUUGUUGGCAUAUGAGGAUGGUUUAUCUCUGUGAAAUCAUCUGAUUGGUGAGGUGAGAAGGUUUUUUUUUUUUAAAGGUUGCUUGCUUUGUUCCCCAAUCCUCAAACUAGUGCAACACAGAGAAAUAUACUCCCCUUCAAAUUGUGGUCUGUCUUUCUUGAGUCUCCUCAUACACAGUAUUGUCAUUGUUUAAAAAAUGUUUAAUUGCACUAUAAUCUAUUUUUUCUUGUGGUACUGGUCGGCUUAAUAGUGUUCAGUUAAGUGAAAAACAUGAUCUAUAAAGCGUUACUGUGUGUGAUAGAGAG